CAUGAAAAAUGUCAAUCUGACUCUCAGAUAAAUACCUCAAUACUUUCACCAUGGAUUCAGCAGCUGAUACAGAUGAAGAUGAAUUUGAAGAUGCCAGGAGUGAUCUUGAAGAGACGGUACAGUCCAGUUCUUCAAGAACUUGCUUCAAUCAGACAAGGAAGAAUGAAGACCCUGUCACACCAAUAGAAACCAUCCUUCGCAGUGUUCUUCAAACCUUAGGACUGGAGCAACAUUACCAUGAAAAGCUUCCAUUAAGCACAGCGUUACAGAUUGACAAAAGGACGGUUACAGAUGAUCCAGUCCAGUCCCUGUCAGCAUUAUCAUGGAGCUUCCUGAAGAAACUGAUGAUGGUAAAUGUGACUGCCAGAAACAUAACCUGUUCUGUUUUAGAAAAGCCAGCUUCAGAUAGCUCAGAUUGGGAAGACGAUCUGGAUGAUGAUCAGGCAAAUACAGAUGAGCAGAUUUCUUUGGUGAACCCUUUAGACCUUGUGACCGCUCUUUUCCUGUGUGCAGAUAGUUUUCUUCAGCAAGAGAUGGUUUCUAAAAUGUCUGUUUGCCAGUUCUCUGUACCUUUACUCCUACCAAACUGUGAAACUAAUCAGAUCACCUUCAUGCUCUGGGCAAUGAGAGAUAUAGUAAAGAAAUACAAACCACACUCACUUAUAGAUCCAAAUGGAUUUGUUGAAGAGAGGAUUAUUCUCUCUGACUUACCACUGGUGUCAUUUGUACGACUUGGUGACUGUAGCACCUCUAAAUCUCAAACUCUGAACAAGUUGCUUAGCAACCCCCAGCAGUACCAAGAUAUAUUUCUACACAAAGACAUGGAUUGUGGUGACAUUCCAAGAAAAAUAUCAAAUGGCUUGGUGGAGAUCAGCUGGUAUCUUCCAUCCGGUAACAAAAAUAUCGACAUUUUCCCAGAACCUGUGGCCAUUGCUAACUUGAGAGGUGAUAUCAACAAGUUUAAAUCUCAGUACUCCUUCCUGUGUGAGACAUCAAAUGCUGUUUUUGUGUUCUUUGAAAAGCUUGACAAAUGUGAUCUUCUGACAAAUAAUCCAGAAAAGUUGCAGCUGUUUUUGGUUGGAGAUUCUGAAACCAAGGAAAUAAAAACAAAAGCUCAACAACUAAACCUGAAAAGAAACAAUUUCAUGUUCAGGGCAAAACAGAAUGAAGACAGCUUUAUCAAAACACUGCGAGCAAAUAUGAAUACAGUGAUUAGGAACUGUGAGAAUACUAAGUCACUGGAGAAGAUGACUAAAGUGGCACCUGAACUGGGCAUCUUAGUUGACGAAGACACUGCAGAUUGUAAGCGUGCAAAGGACCUUGCAGAAAAAAUCACUUCAGAAAUACAAGACAUACCACAGUUCAAGGAAACACAACUUCCUCUUCAAGGGAAAUUCUGGAAAGAACUAGCAAAGCUGGAGAAAGAAGAGUGCCGUCUUCAGUAUGCAGGAGACCAGGGCAUUGAAAAAUAUAAAUGUGAGCUUGCUGCUAAGAAGAUGGAGCUCAGGAAGCAGCAAUGCAGUUUCAAAACUUCAACAGCAGUAACACUUUUCAUACAGGCACUAUCAAGACCUUGUCUGGAAAGAGCCUAUUUUUUCAAAUGGAUGAGGAUGAACCUGGACAGUCUGAGCACUAACAAUGUUUCAAUGCUUAAAGAGCAAUAUAAGAAAUGCCAAGAGUCUUCAGGAAAUAAGGAGGAGAUUUCAAAACUGGACAAAAAGAUUUCAUGUUGUUCUCUAGGAAUUGAGCAUUUUUUUAGAGAACUUGGUCAGCUGUAUGAAUCUCAGGUUUCUUUAUCAGACAAUGAUAAAGCUGAAAACCAGUUAUCACAUCUUCCAAAGCUUUGUGCAGAACUUCUGCUUGAAGGAUUCCCUUUGGAACUGUUGGAUGGAGAUGCAUCAAAUAUACCCAUUAGGUGGAUUAAUGCUGUGCUGACAGAGUUAAAUGUUUUGUUGCAACCCAACAACAGAAUCAGGACAGUUACAGUUUUAGGAGUCCAGAGCACAGGAAAGUCCACACUACUGAAUACCAUGUUUGGAGUUCAGUUUGCAGUCAGCAGUGAAAGAUGUACAAGAGGAGCAUUUAUGCUACUGCUGAAGGUCUCAGAUGAAAUCAAAGAAGAAGUCAACUGUGAUUACUUAGUAAUUAUUGACACUGAGGGGCUAAAAUCUGCUGAAUUAGCACAGCUGGACAAUAGCUAUGAGCAUGACAAUGAGUUAGCUACCUUUGUUGUUGGUUUAAGUGAUGUAACAAUAAUCAACAUUGCCAUGGAGAACUCUACUGACAUGAAGGACAUUUUGCAGAUUGUAGUGCAUGCCUUUAUCAGGAUGAAGGAAGUGGGUAAGAAACACAAGUGUUUUUUUGUGCACCAGAAUAUAAGUGAUGUAUCAGCACAUGCCAAGAAUAUCAGAGACCGAACACUUCUGUUAGAUCAGCUAAAUGAAAUGACUGAAUUAGCAGCUAAAAUGGAGGACAAUGACCAGAUUACAAAAUUCACUGAUGUUAUGGAAUAUAAUGUAGAGACUUCUAACUGGUACAUUCCUGGACUCUGGCAUGGAAACCCACCAAUGGCAUCAGUCAAUGCAGGCUACAGUGAAGCUGUUUCUGAGCUCAAAAAGACAAUAGUAAAUGGACUUGGGAAAUGCAAGGGAUCUCAAAAUACCAUUUUGGAGUUUAUUGAGUGGACAAGAAGUUUAUGGAGUUCUGUGAAGUUUGAAAAUUUCAUCUUCAGCUUCAGGAACAGUUUGGUGGCAGAUGCAUACAGGAAAAUAUGUGUGGAAUUCAACAAGUGGGCCUGGUCUUUCAGAAAGCACAUGCACACCUGGACAUUAAAAGCUGAGGCGAAUAUUUCCAAUUUUGGGAAAUUCUCUGAAAAGACUGCUGUGUCAGAGUUGAACCAGCUUGUUAACCAACUGAAAGGUAAUGCAGCUUCAGAGCUUUCCAAAGGGGAAAGUACCAUUCUGGACAAUAUCACCAGGUAUUACAAACAAACAGAUGGCUACAUAGAUCUUGUGGAAAUAUACAAAGAAGACUUCAUCAACAGUGGAAAAUCUUUGAGACGAGAGUUGGAGAAUGCAGUUAGCAACAAGUUAGAAGCGGCUUCAACCAUUUAUCGAGCAAUGUCGAAACUACAAGACAUCAAAAAGAAGCAGAGGGUUUCAAUGGAACAGAAAGUGCUGGCAUUGCUUGAAGAAUGCAGAAAGAGCAAAUCCCAAAAAACAGAUGAAGACCUUAAUCAAGACUUUGAUAAGAUGUGGAAUGAAACUAUUGAGGAACUGUCAUUUCAGCCACAUCCUAAACAAAAUAUCAUGGACUGUGUUUUUAAACAACUUAUGAUCAACCUGCAACACAAGGGAAGCUCAGUCACAAAGGAACUUGCUAAACCUAAUCUGGAGGACUAUGGAAAAGAUCCAUUUACUUUUGAAGUAGGAUUUCUGCAAAAAUGGUUUAUGAAGCAAACAGUGCUUGAAUUUCAAACAUUGUCUGAAAACAUCAUUACAAAAUCAGAGCAGUUUAUUGAAGAAAAAAUUGCAACUAAAACUGAUUAUGAUGACACAUACAUGAGGGAGAUAUUGCAGAUAGUGGAUGAUGAAUUAAACUCCUUCAAAAAAACUCAACACUGUGAUAAAAUUGAAGUCCCAUUGAAGAAACACAUCUGUGGCUUUGCAGGCAGGAAAUUUCAGGCCAUGCAUGAUAGUUUCAUUCAGGAGAAUGACCCCCGCAAAUGUCUGGAACAAUCCAGAGAUAUGUACUGCAGAGACUUCAAGGAUUUAUUCCAUGAACGAGAUCAGUGUCAGAAAAAGGCAAAAGAAUUUACAGAUCGUUGUCUCAUGCCUGCAGUUAAAGUGUACCUUUCCAAAGCCAUCGGUCUUGAAAUUGUUGAAAAUAUGGUCAAUGGGAAAAAUACAUCUAAUUUCCGCACACACACGCUUUUUCACCAGUUUAUUUUAAAAGAACUGCUGGAUAAAUUUAAGUUUGACAAUUAUUGCAAGUAUAUGAAAUCAUAUAAAUCCUUAAUGGAGGACAAGAUUUUCUGUGAGAUUUUAAAAUGCAUGCAUGUUGAAAACAAACUUGCUGAAAUAGAAGGGCAGUUGUUUGUGAGGAUUACCAAUUACAUAACCACGUCUAUCUCCAAAUGUGUCAAACAACUGGACAGACAGAAAUCCAGCAAUAUUAAGGAAUUUGUUUUUGCUGUCUGCAAAGACCUGGAAGACACCUUGGUCAUUCCUACGGAUUCAGUGGAAGAGCUUAUGAGUCUGAACAAUGCAGAUGUUGAACAGUUUGCUGAAUGGCUUACAAAAUCAGUGGAAGAAAUGAAAAUGAAAUUGCAACAGAAAAGUCAAAAACAAGAUUUAUUUACGAAAAUAGAAAAUCUUCAAUUCGAUCCUGUACAUGAGCUAAAGCAACUAUUGACCGGCUGUGGAGAACAGUGUCCAUUCUGUGGUGUUCCGUGUGAAGCAACUGGUACAGAACACACAGAACACUUUGCUACCAUUCACAGACCCCGAGGAUUAAAUGCAUUUCACUCAGUUUCUUCUGAGGAACUUGUGACUGACAUAUGCACUUCUGCUGUGUUUAGUGAAAAGAGGUUUAAAUGUAAGGACACAAACAACAAAUUCCAUCUCUACAGAAACUAUCGUGAGAUUUAUCCUAACUGGCAAAUCCCUCCAGAUACCAUCGAGGCAUCCAACUACUGGAAAUAUGUGAUGGCCCAAUUUAAUGAAGAAUUUGCUGGUUUCUAUGAGGCAAAACCUGCUGAUAUUCCUCCUGCCUGGAAACAAAUCACAAAGGAACAGGCAGAAAGUAGUCUGAAGGAAUGUUUUUGAGGAACAUACUGCCUGCAAACACAUACGCGUAGUUCAUGGCAGAUCCUACAGCAACCAUGCUGAUACUGGUUUUAAAAUGAAACAACUCUAAAAUAUGAUUCUCUGCUGAGAGAAAUCAUCAGGAUUCACAACAAACCCAAAUUCUGUCACAUUGUAAACCCAUGCUACUAUAUUUAUGCCUGUUUCACAGCUCAUUUAAACACCUGGCUUUAAACAUUUUUAGAAAAAGCAAAAAUCACACUGUCCAUGAGGACCAAAAUGAGAAAAAAAAUAGACAUGUAUGAAAUACAGAAAUCUUAAAAUGUAAAAUCUAUUACAUUAUUGCUAUCAACACAGUUAAAGAAUGAUGUAUACCACAUGUGCUGUAUCUGAUUUGUGUAAUAAAUGUAGUGGUUUUGUGUAAUACAGUAUCUUAUAAUAUAUAAUCCAGAAGAAGUAGAAUAAUGAUGGUGAUUACAUUUUUUGUUGGCACGUGACCAGCUUAUGUGGAAAUAUUGCAACAAAAUGGUCUCUGAACAAAUAUUACUCUGUAUGUUAUUAUGCUAAUCAAAACUCAUUCAAAAAAUACAAUUUAAUAUGUUCACCCUCUGAUUUUUGUUUUUCUUAUUGCAAAUGAAGUAAACAAGAGUACAUUAUAUAGUUGUGAUUUUUUUUAUCACUUCAUGUGUUUUUUUUUAUUUUGGGAAAAACUACUGGAAUCUACUUUUAAUAUUUCCAUAUCAUAUCCUACUUUUAUUGCAAUUUUCUUGUUGUUUUUUUCUGUUUUUUUUUUGUUUUUUUUUGCAUGAAUAAUACAAUGAGUUGAUCAUUAUUGUGCAUUAUUUAGAAACAUGUUCUAUCAUGUAUUAAAAUAUUUUCUGAAAAUAUCUGAUAUAACAGCUCAAGUUCUUCAGGUUAAAGGUGCUUCCUCCUUUAAACAGCUAUAACAUGUAUUUGUAUCAGGCUACAGACAGGGCUGC
This is a messenger RNA of Astyanax mexicanus (Mexican tetra), 5785 nucleotides long. RefSeq names its product up-regulator of cell proliferation. The coding region runs from base 51 to 4826 and encodes 1591 amino acids. The record is from RefSeq and is a predicted model, not a curated record. Gene Ontology annotation, molecular function: GTP binding. The transcript has 3 exons. NCBI's taxonomy places the organism in Eukaryota, Metazoa, Chordata, Actinopteri, Characiformes, Acestrorhamphidae.